This is a messenger RNA of Plasmodium relictum, 2919 nucleotides long. Its product is annotated as conserved Plasmodium protein, unknown function. The transcript has a single exon. Lineage: Eukaryota; Apicomplexa; Aconoidasida; Haemosporida; Plasmodiidae. Bases 1 to 2919 code for a protein of 972 amino acids. The record is from RefSeq and is a predicted model, not a curated record.
AUGUUUGAUGUUAAAUAUGAAAAUUUAAACAAGUAUGAUUUAAAAAUUUGUCAAAUUAACAUAUUAAAAAAAAAAGAGAAAAGAAAUGAUUUAAAGAAUAUUUUAUUUUUUCCUUCUUUAUUUUGGUUUAAUGGCCAUUUUUCAUAUCCACUACCUUUUUUAAAAUAUAAUGAAAUCAAAGGAUUUGAAAUAAAGGAUUAUGUAGCCUGUUCAAUACAUAAGCAUAGUAUCAUUAUCAGAAGAAUUUUAAAAAAUGAAAUAUUAAAUAUUAAUAUGUUUAAUGAAAAAAAGGUUUUAUCAUGCUUAUUUUAUAUAGAUUUUGAUUAUAUAUUAAAAUUACUAAAUAUUUUUGUAAAAUCCUAUUAUAUUUUGAACAAAAAUGAAUCAAUUGAAAGUUCCUAUAAUAAUAUAAGAUAUUACUUAUUUUAUUAUAAUGAAAAAAAUGAAAUACACCUUUUCGAUGUCGAAAAGAAUAAUUCCAUUUUAAGUAUUUGUGAGAAAAGACAAAUAACUUGCUUGAAUUUCAAUUUUCUUUAUAUAAAUGAAAAAAAUAGUUUAUAUAAUAAAUUAUCAAAUGAUGCGUAUGAAGGAAAUAUAAAAAUAGUUGAUUUCGAUAAAAUUGAUGAAAAGAUUGUUUUGAAGAAUAAAUACAGUUUUGAAUUACUACAAGAUAGGUUCAAUGAUGAUUUAUAUAAAAAAAAUGAUUUCAAAAUUUUAAAAAAUAUUUUUUAUGUUUUAAUAUAUGGUGAUGAAGAAGGUAAUGUUUAUUUUUUUGUUCCAGAUAAAAAAAUAAAAAUAAAAAAAAAAUUAUCAAAUGAAAGAGUUAAGUUCAUUGAAACAAAUGUAAAAGAAUACUUUAAGGUAAAAAAUAGACAUGAUUUAUUCCAAACAAUUAAUAGCAACUAUUAUAUUUUUAUAGUUUUUAAUGAUUCUAUUCAUAUAGUUAAUUUUUAUGUUUUUGAAACUUAUUUUAUUAUAAAUUUUGUAAAUGAAAAGUUAUUUUGCCUGACUACAAAAUUUAAUUAUUUAUGGAAAAAUUAUUUAUCUUUUUCUACGAAAAAUUAUGUAAAAAUUUUUAAUAUUAACGAAAAAAAACUAUUACACAAUAUUAAAUUAAAUAGCUUAAUUGAGCAAGAUAAUGACCUUAAUAAAAAUUCAAAAGAUGAUAUAUUAAUUUGUGAUAGAGAUAAGAUUAAUGAUAUUUACGUUAGUAAUUUUGAUGAGAAAAAUAAAAAUUAUGAUUAUAACAAUAAUUAUGAUGAAGAUAAAAAUAGUAAGAUAGGCACUAAAAGAUAUAUAUAUGAAACAAAGGAAGAAAAAAGCAAAGAUAGCAAUUCUUUAAUAGAACAAGUAACAAAUAUAGACACAAAUAAAAAAGAAAAAGAAUUGAAGUAUUAUACAUGUGUAUAUUUUGAUUUAAAAGACAAUUUAUAUAUAUCAAAUAAUAAAGGAUUAGUAUAUGUAUACAAUUUAAGUAAGCAACAAAUUAUCAAUACAUUUGAUAUUAAUUGUAAAAUUGUUUUUUAUUUAUUUACUUUUACAUUAAAGAAUAAGGAAUAUAUAUAUGUUUACGACUCGGAAAAAUUUUAUUGUUUAUUUCUUAUAAAUAAGAAGAAAAUUAUUUACAAAAUUUUUACCAUUGGCCUAUGGAUAUAUCAUAUUUUAUGUUUUCAUAAUAACAUAAUUUUUUCUUUAGGGAAUGAAAAUUUAUAUAAUUUAGUAAUAGAAAGUUCUAAAAGAAAUUUUUUAAAAUCAAUAUAUUCUAACAAUAUAAAUGUUUGUAUUUAUUUAAUUAAUCAUCCUAAUUUGCCUAUUAUUGCUUUUAUUAAUAAAAAAUUAGUAUUUGGAUUUUUUUUCUUGGCAGAUACAAAAAACAUAAAUAUUCCUUCAAUAAAAGAAAAUCAAAAUAUUAUAUCAAUUUGUUGGUUUAAGAGAAGUAAGAAUAUUUUUUUAGGUAGAAGAGAUAGUGUAGAAGAUUAUCUCUCAAAUAAUGAAGAAACGUCUUUUACGUAUGAUCCGAUACGUUUAGAAAAUCAAAAUCUUGAAAUAUUACAAAAAAAAAGGAAAAAAAUAAUUAAAAAAUUUGUCGAAAAUAACAAUGAUUUUGAUACACAUAUUGCUGUAUUAAAUGAUAACACAUUAUAUUUAUAUAAUAUUGUAAAUAAAGAAAUAAAAAAAUUAAAUAAUGAUAUACUAAAGAAUUUAUUUAAUUUUAAAGGAAAGAAAUAUAUGAGUUCAACAUUUGUAAAUAAUAUAUGUUAUAUUUUCAUUUUAUAUGAAAAAAAAUUAAUAGUAUUUGACGAAUGUUGGAAUUUCUCUAGAUAUGAUAUAAAAAUAGAGGAGAAAAUUAAUAAAAUGUAUUUAAAAGAAGAUAUCAUAUUUUUGCAUUCAAAUAGCAAUAUUUACUUUAUGUUCGUAGAGAAUAUUUUAAACCAUUUUAAUAAAGCAAAUUAUUAUAUGGAUAAAAACUCUGAUGAAAAAAUUUCGAAUAACAAAACUUCGAAUAACAACAAAGCUUUGAAUGAAAAUAAUAUAUUACACAGUUAUGAAUUGUAUUUUAUAAGAUUAAAAUUAAAGGAAAAUUUAAAAAUAGUACUUUUUGAUUUUUAUUAUUUGAACGAAGAAGUAUAUGUAGCUAUUUUUUCAAAAAAAAAACAAAUAUUUGUGUAUAAAAUAAAUUUAAAUGAUGACUGUAUAAAAAAAAUAAACGAGAAUAAACAUUUAGAAAUAGAUACUAAAUUAUUAGCUCAAUUUUUUAAUUUUUAUAUUUUUGAUCAUAUAAAUAAGGUAGGUAGUAUUUUAUGUAUGAAAUUUUUUUACAAUUCCAAAAAAAAAAAAAUUUAUUUAGCUUUUGGGGGAUUGGAACAAUUUCUUUUUUUGUGGAAUUUUUCGAAGUAUUCUGUGAUACAGAAAAAAUGA